This is a messenger RNA of Aureococcus anophagefferens, 540 nucleotides long. RefSeq lists its product as hypothetical. The record is from RefSeq and is a predicted model, not a curated record. Gene Ontology annotation, biological process: ubiquinone biosynthetic process. Lineage: Eukaryota; Pelagophyceae; Pelagomonadales; Pelagomonadaceae. The annotation marks the transcript as partial. The transcript has a single exon. Gene Ontology annotation, molecular function: 2-methoxy-6-polyprenyl-1,4-benzoquinol methyltransferase activity.
CCGCUCCACGCGCUCAACCCCGUGCGCGUCGGCUACAUCACCGACCGCGCCGACGUCGCGGGCGCGACCGUGCUCGACGUCGGCUGCGGCGGCGGCCUGCUCUCGGGCGCGCUCGCGGCCGCGGGCGCCUCCGUCACGGGCGUCGACGCGUCGGCGGGCGCGCUCGACGCCGCGCGGCGCGCGGCGCCGGGCGCGGCCUUCCUCCACGGCACGCCCGAGGACCUCGCGCGCGACGCGCGCCACUGCGGCGCCUACGACGUCGUCUGCGCGCUCGAGGUCGUCGAGCACGUCGCGGACGCGCGGCUCUUCGUCGAGUCCGUCGCCGCGCUCGCGCGGCCCGGCGGCGACGUCUUCGUGUCGACGCUGAACCGGACGCCCGCCGCCUACGCGCUCGGCGUCGUCCUCGCGGAGUCGGUCCUCGGCCUCCUGCCCCCGGGCACGCACGACUGGUCCAAGUUCGUGACGCCGCGGGAGCUCGCGGCCCUCCUCGGCGAGAGCGGCUGCGCCGUCCAGGACGCGAGCGGCGUGCACUACGUGCCC